Molecule: messenger RNA, 2815 nt
Organism: Sphaerodactylus townsendi
Lineage: Eukaryota; Metazoa; Chordata; Lepidosauria; Squamata; Sphaerodactylidae
Gene: NME9
Product: NME/NM23 family member 9
Exons: 9
Coding region: 478-963 (161 amino acids)
Source: RefSeq, a predicted model, not a curated record
AUGCACCAGCCCCAGUCCGCCGAGUUUAUACUGAAAUGCAAUGUCAUUUGUUAGUCUUUAAGAUGUCCCAGCUCCUGCUAGGGAGGAGGAGGAGGAAUGGGGCAGAGCUGUCUCCAAUUGGCCAGUCAUGCUGCCAUGGAAACCGGAGACGCCAGGCUGUGAUGCGUGGGAGCCCUGGCUGAUCUCUGAAGCGGCUAUUUUGGCCCCAACGCGCUGGGUAAUAAGAAGAUUUUUUUCUCCGGAGCCUUGGGAGUAGAAAAGGGUCGCCUCCACUUAUCCUCCUGUUUACUUAUCCUCCUGUUUAUCCUCCAGUCUAACUCCUUGGUGUCGCUGCACCGUUUUCAAUGCUGUGACUGACACCUAAAGAAGACUGCCUCUGAAGACAAGUCCUUUUCCUCGUUACUGGGUAUUGUGUGCAUAUGUUGCAGCAACUGUCAUAGAGAAGGAUUCCUUGCUGGAUAACAUUGAAAGAGAACAAUGGUGAGCAGGAAAAAAGAAUUGACUUUGCAGGCGGUUGUCAAUAAUCAGGAACUUUGGGAAGAACUGCUGUGUUCCAGAGGGCUGAUAGUGGUAGACGUUUAUCAGUGCUGGUGCGGUCCUUGUAAAGCAGUAGUAAACCUCUUCAGGAAAAUAAGAAAUGAGCUUGGGGAUGAUCUUCUGCAUUUUGCUGUGGCUGAAGCAGAUUCAGUUGAUGCCCUAGAGAAAUAUCGUGGGAAAUGUGAACCUACAUUUCUGUUCUAUGCUGGUGGAGAAUUAGUAGCAGCUAUAAGAGGAGCAAAUGCACCAUUGCUACAGAAAACCAUCCUUGAGCAACUAGAAGCCGAAAAGAAGGUCUUGGAUCAUGGGGCAGAGAGAGUGGUGAUCCAGGAAAAAGCCUUCCUUUGGGAAAAAGAAAAUAUUACUGUUGAAGAAAAUGGAAAAGAGGAAGAGGAAGAAGAGGGUGAAGAAGACAAAGCAGAUUAAUUCAAUAUCUUCUGGAAUUGGCUUUCCAGCUGCCAUUUGGAAGAUGAUGAAAAAUAUGAAUGUUUUUCUGUUACAGCAGUCACAAAAAGAAAGGGUUAAAAGCGUUGGCAACUCAUUGCCAAAAAGGGGUGGGGGUGGGGGAGUGUGUUUUAGGCAGAGGCAGUCUGUUUAUGUGAAAAUUCAUGUCAGGAAUGUAUGUCACAAAACAAUCCUGAGCAAGGCUACUUGGAAAUAAGUUCCAGUUUAUCUAACUAAAUUAUGCUUUUCUUAAUCCCAGGAAAGUAUUAUUGCAGCCAAGCAGUCCCAUCCAAAGGAGAAGGCUGAAAGGGUCUGUGGAAACGGCACACAGCUGCAUUGGUGUCAUCACCCUACCCCUGGCACUCACUCUAGAGCAGGGAGCAGACGCACAGCUCAGGCCGUGGUAGGGCUGCACUGGUGUUCUGCUCAGAUGCCAGCAUGGGGGGUGGGGUGGGCCAGUUAGUCUGACAUUAGUCAGCUCCCUCCUGGGGUUGAGGGCCAGUUGUGUGGUGCACUGGCCAUUCAACAUAUGCCAGCAGGCAUGUUUCAAUCCUUUCAAUUCUAUUUUUGGUGGCAGGGGGCUUUUUGGGCAGUGUGGGGCUUCAGGGCUUUUUCCUGCUUCUCACACUGCCGGAAAGUCCUUUUGGAGGCAGUGGGUGGGGUGGUGCUGCAGUGGCGCUGCAUUGGCACUAUGGCCCACUGCCAGAGAGUUUGGAUGGGACUGUCAAUGUAAAACCUCUAUUAACCACGAAAUAUUUGUCUUCUAAAUAAUGCUACAAGUAUAUAAUUGAGAAACUGCUUUACAGUGACUUAGAGCCAUGUUUAUUUGUGGAGUUCCAGGGGGUGUACUUUUGUUAAUUGUUCAUUUUUUGAGGUAUAUGAUACAUAUCUUGUAUCUCGAGGGCUUUGCUAUUUGCUCUUUACAGCAAUCUCCAUCAGAUGUUUCCAUGUUGAGGCAGGGCUGUGUGUGUGUGUGUGUUUGGCAGCACUCAUUAAUGCUGUGUAUUGGCAUGUUUUCAGGGCUCUCCCAAGUUUUGAUCCUCAUGUGCUGGCCCGCCUCACUGAGCCAAAGAGAGAUCCUUUCUGUACAACACACAUAAAACAUCUUGCAGACAUUUAAAAGGAACCAUUUUGGCUUGGUUUUUUUGGUCUGCGUAGCAUGAACAAAUAAAGUGUUUGCAAGGAAAGUGAUUCUUUUUCUUGAACCUCCCCCCAGGUCUUACUUUCAGUUUCCACAGAGUAGCUCGUGCCCCCCAUGGAAAUGGGUGGAAAUUGGUGCAAUCUGAUAUAUGAAUAGUGAUGCUUUUUAUUUUUAACGAAAAAGCAUUUAAAGCAGAACAGAACUGAAUUAGCAAUUUUGCACAUCUGUAGACUAUCAAAAAAUCAACAGAGCUGUACCUUUGUGGCAGCCAUCUUUAAUCCUAGGCUAUGAGCUCAUCAGAUCUCAGAAAGUAAGCAGAGAUGGCCCUGGCUAAUAUUUGGAUUAGAACCACCAAGUAAUACCAGGGCUGUUUUGCUGAAGAAAACAAUGGCAAACCACCUCUUGUCUUGAAAACCCUAUAGGAUUGCCAUAAAUUGGCUGCAACUUGAUGGCAUUUCAUGGUGGUUUUCACCAUGGAAAUAUUACAGUUAAUCUCAGUUUACAACAUGUAGAUUUUACAGUUAUGUACUAAUCUUAGUAGGGCCGAAAAUCUUGACAUAAAUAUAAAUUUAUGGUAGACAACUGCCUGAAAUAUACUUUUGCUGCUUUUGGCAAUGAGUUGACAAUGACAGUAAGAUCCAGGAAGCAUUUUUGAUUAAUGUAUAUGACACUUAACUGUUUUAAUAAAGAAAU